Molecule: messenger RNA, 870 nt
Organism: Drosophila gunungcola (fruit fly)
Lineage: Eukaryota; Metazoa; Arthropoda; Insecta; Diptera; Drosophilidae
Exons: 1
Coding region: 1-870 (289 amino acids)
Source: RefSeq, a predicted model, not a curated record
AUGGAGCCGGGCACUCCUAAGAAACCCGAAACACUGAAAAAGGUGGGUGCUGCAACAGCGAUAGGAUCUGCGAGCGUUGGCUCCGCCUGUGCUGGCACCAGUUCGGGGGCUAUCCCGAAAGGGCCCCAUCCCAAAUUGGGGGUGAAAGUUGGAAGACAGUCGGCCGCCAGCACCUCUGCAAAGUGCGCGUCGGCACCAAAAACUGCAGAAGGUGCGGCUAAGUCUGUCGCUCCACCGACCGAGCAAAUCAAUUUUACGUAUGCGGAGAAGCGGACUGCCGCGCAGACACUCCGAUCACAUAACAGGAGCAAGAUCGCCAACCCCUCAGCCGAAUGGUUAAAGAAGGUGGAGUGGGCGAGAAUGGUGCUCCCAAAUUAUGGCCAAGAGAGGCAAAGAUCUCUUGAAUUGCCUGGACCUGCGGCAAAUAGAUCGAAGGUCCAACCAAACCUGUAUUUUGCGGACAUAACGCGGGACAGGAUUUUAAUUGGGCUGGUGGACGAGGGAAAUUUUAGAGGCCGGAUCCCCAAAAGUCAGUGGAAGGCAGUUGAGGAGAAGCUGGCCAUCUUGUGCAUGGCACUGCUCCGAGACUUCCUCCAGCCAACACCAUGCUGCAAGGACGCGGGGUGGUUUCAAGACAGCGUCAAGGUGGCCUGCGAUAGUCAGCGGUCGGCUGACCUAUAUAAGAAGGAGACAGCGCAGCUCGGCGAGGUGUACAGAGGGGCGAAAAUCGUCCCGCUGGAUUGGCGUGACGUCCCCAGUAGUCCCCGAGCGAGGAUCUGGCUGUCGUCCUCCAUAAAGACGCCAGAAGACAUCCUCUUCAUGUUGCAGAAGUGCAACCCAAACCUCCCCACGCAUGACUGGAAUAGAUAA